Messenger RNA from Physeter macrocephalus (sperm whale), 690 nucleotides. RefSeq names its product clarin 3 (gene CLRN3). The transcript has 3 exons. NCBI's taxonomy places the organism in Eukaryota, Metazoa, Chordata, Mammalia, Artiodactyla, Physeteridae. The coding region runs from base 1 to 690 and encodes 229 amino acids. The record is from RefSeq and is a predicted model, not a curated record.
AUGCCUACGGCAACGAAAAGAUUGAUGUUCUCAUCCAGCUUUGUCACAAGCUUGGGGGCUUUCAUCGUAAUUUGUUCUAUUCUUACAACUCAAGAAUGGAUCCGCAGUACAGUGGUCAUUAGUGACUCUUCUUCGAAUGGUAGUGUGAUUAUCACCUACGGACUCUUUCGUGGGAAGAGUAUUCAAGAAUUGAAUCAUGGAAUUGCAGAAUCAGACAAAAAUUUUGAAGUUUUAGGGACGCUGAACGAUUCUCCCCCAAAGACUCUACACCUGGUGGUCAUCCUGUUCCUGGUCCUCAGUUUGGUCGCCUCGCUGUUGAGCUCUGGGUUCACCUUCUACAACAGCAUCAGCAGCCCCUAUCAGACGUUCUUGGGGCCGAUGGGGGUGUACACCUGGAGCGGACUCAGCGCAUCCUGCAUAUUCGUAACCAUGGUGCUCUUUGUGGGAAACACACAAUCUAAUCAUCUCUCAGAAGAGCUGGCCCAGAGGCUCUACCCACUUUCUCCAGCAGUCACUCACCAAGGAACCUCCCACAGUUAUGGAUACUCAUUCUGGCUCAUCCUGCUCAUCUUUCUUCUAAACAUAGUCACCGUGGUCAUCAUCUUCUUCUACCAGAAGGCCAGAUACCAGUGGAAGCAGGAGCAGAGAAAGCCCACGGAAUAUGCCCCAAGGGAUGGAAUUUUAUUCUGA